Brassicogethes aeneus is the source of this 1122-nucleotide messenger RNA. The record is from the annotation of a GenBank genome assembly. NCBI's taxonomy places the organism in Eukaryota, Metazoa, Arthropoda, Insecta, Coleoptera, Nitidulidae.
AUGGCGGGCGAUGAUGACGGCCCUGAUAACGACGGUAAUAAAAGUUGUAAAUACUGCAAGAAAAAUGUAGUUACUACAGUAAUUAAGUGUUCCAUAUGUGAAUCUGUCUUUCAUCCUUCCUGUGCACUAAGGGUGGCUGGCUUGGUUGUAAUAGGAAGCAAUUAUCUAGUAAAAUGUUGUGCACAAUAUAGUGAGGUUAUGUCAACAGCACAACCAUUCGUUAAUGAUCUGCUUUCUGCCAAGGAUCAACUUGUUAAAAGUAAGGAUCGUAUCAUAUCGGAAUUAAAAGAGAAGGAGGCUAUCUUAAUGGAUAAUAUCAAUCUUUUAAAAGAGAAAAUUAUGAACAUUCAAAAACCAACUGUUGCUGUGAACUCUGGCAACGUUGUAACCAAGACGUCAGCAGAGACUGUGGCAAACAGUAGUUCAAAUAAACCAGCUUUGACGGAACAGCUGCAAGUGCCUAACUUAAUACUGAAGUCUCACAAUCAAAACAAAAACAAACCUAAUCUCAACUCCCGUAAUCAAAAUGUUAUUGAGAAGAAAGGGGUUAAUUCUGGGAUUUUACAAGCUCAGGCAUCUCUCAAAAUGCAAGAAUUAAUUAAUUUGGUAGCCGAUCCACAUUCUGCUUGCAACAAUGAUGAUUGGCAAACUGUACAUGGACGUAAAAAGGGCCGAAAAUUCAUGGUAGGCAACAAUAAAACUACCAAUGGUAUACAAACAAUACCACGUUAUGUUUCACUUCAUAUAUCCCGGCUUGCACCUGAUACUAGGCCUGCGGUGUUACAAAGUAUCUUGCAACCUAUAUUUAAGGACGUAAAGUGUGAGGAACAUAUUUCCAAACAUCCUGAAGUAUAUGGAUCAAUGAAAGUUACAAUCAGAAAGGAGGAACUCCAAAAGGCUUGGAAGCGUGAAAUCUGGCCUAAUGCUGGGGAUGGUGAUUCAUUAUCGAAUAAAUCCACCACCCCCUCAUUUGGUUCUAGCAGGCAACGGAACGGAGGCAGUGGGGAAGACUCUAAUGACAUCGGUGAGGGUGAGGUUGGCGGCGAAGGUUCCGAUAUCGAUGAGGGUAGUGGGGAAGACUCUAAUAAAUCCACCACCCCCUCAUUUGGUUCUAGCAGGUAA